Molecule: messenger RNA, 1445 nt
Organism: Eurytemora carolleeae
Lineage: Eukaryota; Metazoa; Arthropoda; Copepoda; Calanoida; Temoridae
Product: protein rhomboid
Exons: 19
Coding region: 205-1437 (410 amino acids)
Cellular component (GO): membrane
Molecular function (GO): serine-type endopeptidase activity; calcium ion binding
Source: RefSeq, a predicted model, not a curated record
CCAACAUUCAGCGAAGAAACACAUAACAGACAUAACACACAUAUUGCUCAGGUGCGGAAACUAGGUUUGAAGCUAAUAAUACCAGAGACUUCUCCUGAACAUUCGACAUUUGCUGAGUUUGAACCCCGUCAUGGCUCUGUGACAGCACCUGUACGUUCAGCUGAAAAUGAUGGCCGCAGAACUUUCUCUUUUGGUGCAGUCGCAAUGCCGGGGCGCAUGACAAGAAAAAUUACGCGGCAAAUGACGAUCUCCGGAGAUUCUGCGUAUUCCACAGGUGGGGUAAACUCAAGACUGAUGAGAGCAAUUUCAAGAACAUUUACAUUAGGAUCUAUGACAGAUGGUUCUAGUUCUACAAUACAGAUUGAGGAGUGGCGGCCGAUUUUUGACAAGUUUGAUCUUGAAGCGGACGGGAGACAUGAUGGACGAAUUCCAGUUUCUAGAUUUCAGGCAAUCCUGGAGGGAGAUCCCAUAUGGAAGGAAUCUGUUCCACAAACUUUAAAGGAUAGAAUCAUCAAGGAAGUAGAUAUAAACCAAGACGGGGUAAUAGAUUAUGAAGAAUUCUUGCUUUUAGUCCGCGGCAAACAUCUGGGUUUGGGCACACGAAGACGACGGGCCUUUCGUCAGCUGCUGCGGGAAACCGUGGAGUUUAUUAUACCGUACAAAUAUACAUAUCAGAAUGAAUAUAAGUGUUCUCCUCCUCCCUUGUUUAUGCUGUGCCUUAGCUUCCUACAAACAGUUAUAUUCAUUUACAAUAGUUAUCAAGAAAUUGGAGAUAUAGGUUUAUAUGAGCCUGUUCCUUAUUGCUCUCAUCUAAUUUAUAAUCCAAACCAAAGAAUUCAAAUAUGGAGAUUUUUAUCCUACAGUUUAAUUCAUUCUGGCCUCUUCCAUGUUAGUUUUAAUGUUGUUAUUCAACUUAUGCUUGGGGUCCCUUUAGAGAUGGUAAACGGAUGGUGGAGAGUAGCUGUUGUUUAUAUCUCUGGUGUACUAGCAGGCUCGUUAUGGACGAGUAUUAUCAAACCAGGAGUAUUCUUGUCUGGAGGAAGUGGCGGGGUAUACGCCCUAAUCAUGUCCCACCUAGCGACAGUUAUUAUGAACUACAGGGAGAUGCCACACCCAUUAUUACGUGUUGGAAUUAUUCUAGUUGUAGCUCUAACCGAUAUUCUGGUUUAUCUUUAUGAUACAGUUAUACUUGGAGAGCCUGGAAAGCCUAUCUCUUAUCCAGCUCAUGUAGCAGGGGCCAUAGCAGGACUGUUUUCUGGUGUUCUGUGUUUAAAAAAUCUAUCAUGGGAAUUUUUUCAAAGGGUUGCCUGGUGGAUAUGCCUGGUACUAAGUAUAGUGCUAAGUCUGAUAGCUCUAGUGUGGAAUAUGGCGGAUCAAUCUCAUUUUGUUAAACUUACAAUUUCGUUUAAUUGCUCAAAUAAUAAAGUAAUUAUUUAACAUCUUUA